AUGACAGAUAUUUUACAGCAUUUAGCUAAGACCUACGAAAAAUCUCCAUCUAGAGAGAGGGCUUAGAAAAAUCAAGAUAAAUCCAAGCAAAAUAGUGAUAGAAAAUUUGGAGCUACAAGAAAAUCGGAAGAUUCUUCUUCUUCUUUCUUUUUCAGGUAAACGAAUCCCUAGGAAUUUGAGUUAUCUCCAACUUCACCUCCUUAAAAAAUGAUUAGAAAUAUGAAUGACAAUAAUAAAGUACUUUAGGUUCAUAGAUCGAUAGCUCAAAAUCUAUUUAGAGACUUCAAGAUAGCUUAAAGAAGAGAUAGCUUAAUACAUACUCAACAAGAAAGGUCAAUCAGUACUAAUAAAUAUAAUGAGAGAUAAGCUAAUGCAAAUGAAUUGAGAGAAAGUGUGUCAUCAUUCAAAAACAUCUUAAAGAACUCUCAAACAAAGAAAGAUAGCAAGCAAGAUGUUACUUAGAAUCAUGAGGCAGAUGAAGUUAAUUCCUCUAUUAUUGUAAUAGAUCCUGUAGAAAGUAAUAGAUCAAUAAAAAUAAGUGGCAAUUUAAUGAAGUCUUCAUCUUAGAAUAGAUUCAGUUGUUCAUCAGUACUAAAUCUAAGGAAGAAAGAAUCAAAAACUAAUUAAAACUCUCUAAAUAAUUCAAUGGUUAAAUAGUAAUCGUCAUAGUCAAAAUCUAGCGUGUAACAGUAUAGCAAGAGUAAUAAUGGCAAAGUUAAUGUGAAUUUUAAUUCUAAGCCAUCGGCUUUAAAUUCAAAGUAGGUCUAGAAUAGAGUAUAGCAUUAAGUUAAAGUUGUAAGAUAAAUAGAUAGUAGCUAAAUGGCUGCAAAUCGUUCAUUAUCUCAAAUUAGAUCUCGAGGUUCCCUCACUGAUGAGAAAAAUGGGCUCCAGAGUACUCAAAUCUUAAAUGAAAUGAGAAAUUCUCCCCUUUAUAAAUAUCAAAAGCGAAUAGCAACGAUGUAUAAUUCACCCUCAAGAAAUUAAUCAGAAUCUACAAAUAACUCCCUUAUCAGACUUAAUCAAACAAAUAUAAGUCUUAAUAACACUUAAAAAGAUAAAAGAGAUAAGCUUAGUAGUUCGUAACUUAAUUAAGAUCUUAAAAUUGUUGAAUAAUGCUUCAGCAAUGGAAACUAAGAUAGCUUGAAAAAGAGAUAACCAAUAUUAAAUAAAAAGGAUGUAUAAAAACAAGAAUAAAGGUUAAACAAAUUAUAGCUUAUAAGUAAGGCAGAGUAAAAGCCAAAAAAUUUUGAGACAAUCCAAGAGAAAAACGAGGAAGAAAAGAUGAUAUAAAUUGAUAAUGAGCAGUAUAAUACUGAAGGCAAGUAGAAUAAGAUUUCUGAGGAUACUCCAAAACAUUAAAAUUAAACAGCCAAUGUCAGCUGGAUAAAGACAUAACUGGAUAAGGAAAAAGAAAGGCUAUCUAAAAAUAUAAGCUAAAUCCAGUAGAUUAAACCAGUUAAGACAUCUAAAUGA
Messenger RNA from Stylonychia lemnae, 1473 nucleotides. NCBI's taxonomy places the organism in Eukaryota, Ciliophora, Spirotrichea, Sporadotrichida, Oxytrichidae. The record is from the annotation of a GenBank genome assembly.